Molecule: messenger RNA, 2097 nt
Organism: Aspergillus niger
Lineage: Eukaryota; Fungi; Ascomycota; Eurotiomycetes; Eurotiales; Aspergillaceae
Exons: 4
Coding region: 1-2097 (698 amino acids)
Source: RefSeq, a predicted model, not a curated record
AUGGACGCUAGAAAUUCCCACCUCUAUCAGCCAACGGCGCGCUCUUUGGCCACCGACCACGAGCACGUCUUGCCUGUGCUGAGCAAACCAGCUGCUUGGGCCCCUCCCACCACUGCUGUCCAUCCGGUUACUAUUAAUAAUAAUACCUAUCAACAUCAUCAUCAUCCCUACAAUUAUCCGAUCUCGACAUCCAGCCAACCGUUGGCUUAUGGCCCUGUCCCGCCGCCGCCCCAGCAAUCAAUACCUCCGGCCCCCGUCCAUGCCGACGCGCAGACCUUCACCACCGAAUCUACCCGGCAGGAUGUAAACAGGAACGGGGUCACGAAACCCCGCAAACCGCGGAAGUCCAACAAUGCCGCCGCGGGGAAAUCGACAUUGUUCUGGGUGCAUACCGAUCCACAGUCCGUGUCCGAAGGUACCAGGGAGGAGACACUCAAGCGCAUUCGUUCCCAUGUUAUGUCCGAGCACAACCGCAAGAAAAGGCUAGAAAAUACGAAACGCUACAAGAGCAAAACCUGGAAACACCUUGCCUUUCAGCCCGUGGAAACUACAGCCUCCAGCUCGUCAGCUGCAGCUCCGGCUUCUUCGGCCCCUUCUACCGGAUCCUUCCCGAAACCAAGUGUCACCGAAUCCUCCUCCUUCGGCACGCGAAUUGUCUCCGAUUCUCCUUCCUCUUCUUCUUCAUCCUCUGGUUCAUCAUCGCCCGAACAGCGACAGAAGGAAGUACCGCAGCAAGAGCUGGUGGUUACGGACGCGGGCAGUUACCCAGCUGUUUCUGCCGAGACAGUGGACAACUACAGCAUCGAAACUCCUUCUUCGCAAAAUGCUCUCGCGCCCGUGCAGUCUGCAACUCCGUGGGCUUAUUUGGGCGGUGCCACCGACCCGUUCAAUUCGAUGCAUACGGUCAUGUCGGACCUUUUCGACCUGACUCAGCAGGCAUAUCCUCUGCAGCGCCGGUAUGGACCUAAGUUGCGGGAUCACUGGACCGCAUUAGUCCAACAAGAUCCAGUAUCAUUGCACGCUUGUAUAUGUGUAGCGGCGUCGAAUUCCGCCUUGGCAGCAGGGGAGCUCCCGCUGACGGACCCCAAUAAGCGGCGUUCUAGCGUGCUACUUCUGGACACAUUCCACCAUCGGGGUGAGACAAUCAAACUAGUCAAUGAGGGAUUGUCGGAUCCGAUCAAGGCCUCCAGUGACCAGCUGAUCGCCGCCGUGUCAAUCCUUUUGACGAUUGAGAUUGCAUCUGGCAAUGCCGACUAUCUCAAAAUCCAUCUGGCGGGCCUCCGGCAGAUGGUAGGUAUGAGGAAAACCUUCGCGGAUGUGCCGCCCGACGUUCGAUUCCAGAUAUCAUGGACUGACAUCCGUGUGGCGUGCAUGGCCGGCACCAAGCCCAUAUUCCCUUUUAUUCGUUACGCCCGUCCCUCGCAAUUGGCACUUAUGCCUCCUAAUGACGAUCUACUAAUUUUAGCUACGCGUUUGACACAAUUAAUUGAGAUACCCGGCAUCUUUGGGGAUGCCAUGUCCAAGAUGAUAUAUGACCUGGCUGCAUUGACGUGGUACUGCGAAUGGAUCAAAAGUACAACGCAAUACCAAGAAUUUGACGAUGAGACGGAGGACUACUUCAACACCGAAGUCCUGUACGUCGAGUACUCCCUCCAUGAGGACCGUUACACGGCGACAGGCGAAAUCAAGAUGGAAGCCACCAUCGAAGGCUGCGUUCGGCUGGCAUGCCUGGUGUUCCAUAACACCGUCAUUUGGGGCUUCUACCCGCACAUCGCGCCGGUGUUCCCCAAACCUGUGACUGCGCUUCGUUUAGCGCUGGAAAGCACGAUGAGUGCUGGAUACUUUGAACUGUGCCGGGAUGUGCUGAUCUGGAUCCUGUUCAUCGGGGCGUGCAGUUCGCGGCUGCUACCGGAGCGGACAUUUUUCGUGAACGAGCUUGUUUCGGUACUUCGAGAAGACGGAAGCAUCCACUCGUGGCAAGAACUCCGAGCCCUACUUCUGGGCUUUUUCUAUGCGGACCGGAGUUAUCUGACUCCGCUACGAGAACUAUGGGAUGAAAUUGAGAUAAAGCUCCGCGCACCGCACGAAUGUAUAUAG